CGUACAUUGCUUCCGCACUUGCGCAGUAGUAGAAGCCGUGAGCUCAGAGACGCAUGCGUAGAGACGGGUGUAGAUAAAUAGAGUCAAUAAUAAAAUUACAGAGGAAUAAAUAGAAGACGGAGGAGACAUGAACCAACUAGAGCGUCUGAGGGACGAAGAGGACACGGAGGAGACAGACUGUCACCAUGACAACAGUGAUGGGACCAACAACAAUAACAACAACCGACGCAAGACCGUGUGUCCAGGUGCAGGUGAGCAUCCUCUCCAGUAUAACUACACGUUCUGGUACAGUAGAAGAACUCCGAGUCGUCCGGCCAGUUCUCUGAGUUACGAACAAAACAUCCGACAGAUCGGCACCGUGGCUUCGGUGGAGCAGUUCUGGAAGUUCUACAGUCACCUGGUCAGACCCGGGGACUUGAGUGGACACAGCGACUUCCACCUGUUCAAGGAGGGAAUCAAACCCAUGUGGGAGGAUGAGUCCAACCGUAGUGGGGGGAAGUGGAUCAUCCGUCUUCGUAAAGGUCUGGCCAGUCGGUUCUGGGAGAACAUCAUUCUGGCCAUGUUGGGGGAACAGUUCAUGGUGGGGGAGGAGAUCUGUGGAGCCGUGGUCUCUAUACGCUUCCAGGAGGACAUCUUGUCCAUUUGGAACAGAACGUCCAACGACCAGACAACAACGUCCAGAAUCAGAGACACUUUGAGACGAGUCCUCAACCUUCCAGCUAACACCAUCAUGGAGUACAAGACGCACAAUGACAGCCUCAGGGACAACUCGAGCUUCAGGAACACCAAGAUUUCCCUCUGAGGACACAUCAGCUGACUGUCCUCCUUCCAAUCAGGAAGAGCUGGUGUCACCCUGCUCUGUGAUUGGCCAGUGGAGGAGUGACGCUGGUUUAUUGUUUGUGGUAUUGACUGAGUGGUCUCUGACCAGUUCUUUGUGUCUUUGAUGUGUUUUUGUGUAAAUAAACAAAACGGACUCUUUAGAGUAA
This is a messenger RNA of Mugil cephalus (flathead mullet), 986 nucleotides long. RefSeq names its product eukaryotic translation initiation factor 4E family member 2 related sequence 1 (gene eif4e2rs1). Bases 128 to 802 code for a protein of 224 amino acids. Gene Ontology annotation, biological process: translational initiation. Gene Ontology annotation, cellular component: cytoplasm; eukaryotic translation initiation factor 4F complex. The record is from RefSeq and is a predicted model, not a curated record. The transcript has 7 exons. Gene Ontology annotation, molecular function: RNA 7-methylguanosine cap binding; translation initiation factor activity. NCBI's taxonomy places the organism in Eukaryota, Metazoa, Chordata, Actinopteri, Mugiliformes, Mugilidae.